Messenger RNA from Candidozyma haemuli, 498 nucleotides. RefSeq lists its product as uncharacterized. The record is from RefSeq and is a predicted model, not a curated record. Lineage: Eukaryota; Fungi; Ascomycota; Pichiomycetes; Serinales; Metschnikowiaceae. The transcript has a single exon. Bases 1 to 498 code for a protein of 165 amino acids.
AUGAAGUUGACCAUCUUUCUUCCCCUUUUGGCAUUGGCGUCUUCUGCCGCCAUCAGCACUUCCAACAUUAUCCAGUUAGAGGAGUGCUUUAAUUCAGUUCUCAACGUCAACGUCACAGCUGUUACACCAGGAGUGGAAGAUGAAAACAUACAUAUCGAUCUUCAUGAAGACGCACCCGAGAUAGCUCAAGAUCACAUAGAAGAUCUUAAAAAAUGUCUUAGGCAGUUUGCUGGAAAUCGGUCUGUUUCGUUCAGCUCAUGGACUAAUGAGAACGAUGAUCACAUAUUCAAUGUCAUGUUCUACAACGAGCCACCAGGAACUACCUUUAAGCAAGUCAUAGCAAGGUACGUGGAGGAUAGCAAAAAACAAGAAAGCAGGAAUUUUGAAUACGGGAGUAUGUUGGUGUUAUAUUAUGCUUCGACGUCCCGUCUUUUCCAGUCGUCUAGGUCUAGACACCAUGCUUUCUUGAAGGCGGGAGGAAGUCUCUUUUUGUAUUGA